AUGUCCAGUGCUGUGUGCUAUUCCAUGCAAUAUGGAAUAGGCAUUGAUAAUUGUGCAGACGGUGAACACUUUUCCGGCUACAAAUGGUCUUACUUCGCUUCGCUUACCGACAACGCAUUGCGUGCGAGAGUCAUGAGCUUUAUUACGUCAACAAACUGGUAUAUACUCGUUGAUUUUGCGACCCGAUUACGUGACGGAAGAGCGUGCAGACUGUUGUCAGAUAUUGGACUUGGAUAUAACCACGUGGGUUUGGUCGCUCGCUUGCGAAUGCAGCCCUUGACUAGGAAGCAAGCCGAAAGAGAUAUGAUUAAAUACAUUAUUAGCAACGAAUACAACACAAUUCUGCUUAUCAAGCAGGAGACCAAUAUUCUUAUUCCUAACGUUCAUGCUGUUGAACUCGACCCUGAAAGCCCGGUGAAAGCACAAUUUAUGUUAAUAGACUGUUUGAGGGGCAAUAUCGGCAUGGACCUUGGCAUAGAGAUUUCCAAUUAUCGUAAGAGCUAUGUUUUCUCAAAAAUGGCCGAAAUUCAGUGGGCAGUUAAGGUUAAGUUCGGACAAUCCGAGGCAAAGUUGAAAGAAGCGGCGGGCUCGCUAGCUGAUGAGCUAUCCUUUUCCGCGUAUUCCUUCAGGUCCUUAGUUAAGGCCUUUGCGGCUACCCUUCUGUCCAUGAUGAAGGCCCUUUCCGAAGCUGCUUUCGCAGGACCUUGGGAGACUUUUGGCGAGUUUCCUUUAACCUUCUCAAUUAUACCACCUGAUAUGGACGUAGCGUGGGAUUAUGACGAGGAUGGAAAUCCGAAAGACGCAGAAAGCAUACAGAAAUAUGCCGACAGACAUGAAUAUAUCACGGCAGUGAUACAGAAAGAGGAAGAGAUAGGCCUAUCCGAAGGGUAUCGUCUUUCGACCGCACUGCAAGAUUCACGCAGACAGCAUUUAGCCACGACGAUGAGGUUGUUCCAAAGAGGAAAGCCUGGCUGGUAUUCAAAGGUUAUUGAGAAAUUCUCCCCGGCAGCAAUAUGCUGA
Molecule: messenger RNA, 1020 nt
Organism: Penicillium daleae
Lineage: Eukaryota; Fungi; Ascomycota; Eurotiomycetes; Eurotiales; Aspergillaceae
Exons: 4
Coding region: 1-1020 (339 amino acids)
Source: RefSeq, a predicted model, not a curated record